This is a messenger RNA of Porites lobata, 750 nucleotides long. Lineage: Eukaryota; Metazoa; Cnidaria; Anthozoa; Scleractinia; Poritidae. The record is from the annotation of a GenBank genome assembly.
AUGAACUCAGCGGCGAACGGAUCCAGCAGGUCUUGGAGCUGCUUAAAUUUUACUGCGUUGAAAAUCGGAGGAAUCGUUACCUACUGUCUGAUCAUUAUCGUUUCACUGGUCGCAAAUUCUCUCAUUGUUAUCCUCGUUUGUAAAACGCCGAACUUAAAAAAACCGAUAAAUUAUUUUAUCGCAAACAUGGCCUCAACUGAUUUGUUGUAUCCACUAUCCUGGAUACCUUUGAGCCUGUCCAACUUGCACACCGACUCGUUUCUUAUCGUUGCUCAGCUUGGUCAGGCCUUGUGUAAGCUUGUUCCUUUCUUUGAUAACGUUUCCUUUGUCGUUUCGACUCAAAAUCUGAUUCUGAUAGCAGUGGAUCGAUUUGGAGCCGUGGUAUUUCUACUCCGUUCCCCACUCAUCAGAUCCAAGCUGUGUCUCUUCUUCAUUCUUGCCACGUGGGUGAUUGCCAUAGUUUUUUUUCACCAGACUUGUUCACCAUCGAGCUCGUUGAAUACCUGGAGGGAGCCUGGUGUGUACGGAAAUGGAAGAGAGUAUUCGGAGAAUCCUCGUCCUUUGCCAGUUUCCUACUACCUUACAACAUUGUGUUUGCAUACAUCCCUGUGCUGCUGUUGGUCAUUCUUUACUCCAUCAUCUUUAUCAAGGUCAAGACACAGGUACACCCAGGUGAACCGUCGACCAACAAUCAGCAACAACGGAAAAGAAGAAACAGAAACGUUCUUCAAAUGUCCAUUGCUAUCGUAA